AUGCCGGAGCAAAGGCAAGCAGGCAGAGAGCCGAGCUUCAUGAAUUCUGUCUUCAAGACAGCUUUUCAGGGGUUCGCCAUCUUCGGCCUCUCUCAGUUUGUGAUGCAGAAGAUCUUUCCGCCGAAACAAACCGGUGGACGCCUGGCUAUCCCCACUUGGGAGGGGAGACCAGACCAGAGCACAAUCGCCCACAGAGCAGAAGUGCCCCAGUUUGUUGCGCCGUUGUGGAAUCAAGACAAAUAUGAUUUGGAUAUCGAAAUAUUUCUUUCGCCAUAUGUGACCCUACCGGCGCUUGAUAAGGUACCAAAGGAUAUGAAGGUUCUAGAAGUGACAAACUUCACUGUUGGCGAUUGGAAUGAACACAGGGAGGUUGCGACGGAAAUCACUGUGCCAAAGGCAGUACAAAACAAUGGGACACUCUGGGCUCACUUCUACGUCGCACGUUCAGGACACCAGAUUGAUCCCAUGGAAAAAGAUUACAACCCUGAAACUGCGUAUCAUUUCAUUCGACCCCUAACCGAAUACCUGCCUAAAAAGAAGAUACCGAAAUUGAGGAAUCUUUUGGAUACCACUGAUGAAAUGGAACCGGUGGACGAGUCCCCAAAAGCGGUCCAGGUUGGAUCGUUCUAUCACACCAAUGUCACCCUCUCAGUGAUUCCUGAUAGUGGAAGUCUGAAAUAUCGGGCAAUGCAUCCUGGCGUCCGGCAGUUCAUUCCAUUGGAAAGAACCAGCGCAAGAGAUGUUUCUGGGCAAAAUGGAUGGUACUAUCCUAUCAUAUUUGUCAAUACAUUUUGGCAGCUAAGGAGCCAAAUGAUUGAGCUUAACUCCACCGUUGAAACCUUACCCCUUCGUAUUUCCUUGGAUAAUCUCAAGAAUUGGAAGUUCAGUAUCUAUGCCAGCGUUGACGAGAACAUGAAGCAGACGCAACGACAGGCGGCUUUCGGAGGCCCAGCUCCUCCCGGAAAGGACGGCACCGAAUUUGAGAUGGUCAAAGAGAUUCUCCUGGACACGAACAGUUAUCUCUUAGCGACAACUGGAAUUGUCAGUAUUUUGCACAUGAUCUUCGAGGGUCUUGCCUUUAAGAAUGAUAUCUCACACUGGCGUAAGAAGAAGGAUGUCGUCGGCACGUCCCUGCGCACGAUUCUUGCCAACAUCUUCAUGCAAGGUGUGAUAUUCUUGUAUCUGCUAGAUAACAGCGAGGGUACCUCCUGGAUGAUCCUUGCCGGUCAGGGAUUGGGCGUCGCCCUUGAGGCAUGGAAGAUCACCAAGACCGUAAAUGUCCGCGUGCGCCGCCCCAGCCCAGGUUCCCGCUUUGCGUUCCUACCAUACCACGUUGUCUUCGAAGACAAACAUGUGCUCAGUGAGACGGAGAAGAAGACCAAGGAGUAUGACGAAAUUGCAUUCAAAUGGCUGUACAUCAUUGCGGUCCCUUUAUUGGUCGCAUAUGCGAUUUAUAGCCUCGUAUAUGAGACCCAUAAAUCAUGGUACUCGUUCGUCAUUGAAACCUUGGUCGGCAGCGUAUAUGCAUAUGGCUUUUUGAUGAUGGUCCCGAGCCUUUACAUCAACUAUCGACUCAAGUCCGUGGCACAUAUGCCGGGCAAGGCGCUGACGUAUAAAUUCUUGAACACAUUUAUUGACGACCUAUUUGCAUUCACCAUCAAAAUGCCGACACUUCACCGUCUAGCAACUUUGAGAGACGACGUGAUUUUCUUCAUCUGGUUGUAUCAGAGUUGGAAGUACAAGGUCGAUUACAAGCGCGUCAACGAAUUUGGACAAGGUGGAGAUGAGUCUGAGGAGACUGCGGGAGAGAAGAACCAGGCUGAUGUUGCAAACAUUGAGAAGGAGGAUGAGGCUGCCGUCGCGGCUACUUCCUUGUCAUCUCCAUCCGGGUCAUCGAAGAGUACGACCCGAAGACGAAAGUAG
Uncinocarpus reesii 1704 is the source of this 1923-nucleotide messenger RNA. RefSeq lists its product as uncharacterized. The coding region runs from base 1 to 1923 and encodes 640 amino acids. NCBI's taxonomy places the organism in Eukaryota, Fungi, Ascomycota, Eurotiomycetes, Onygenales, Onygenaceae. Gene Ontology annotation, cellular component: membrane; endomembrane system. The record is from RefSeq and is a predicted model, not a curated record. The transcript has 4 exons.